Messenger RNA from Thecamonas trahens ATCC 50062, 2115 nucleotides. RefSeq lists its product as uncharacterized. The transcript has a single exon. Gene Ontology annotation, biological process: ribosomal large subunit biogenesis; protein import into nucleus. NCBI's taxonomy places the organism in Eukaryota, Apusomonadida, Apusomonadidae. The record is from RefSeq and is a predicted model, not a curated record. Bases 69 to 1967 code for a protein of 632 amino acids.
ACAACCACAACCACCACAACCACAACCACCACAACCACACACACACACACACACACGCGCGCGCAUACAUGGGCCGGGCCAAGAAACUUCGCUCCAAGCAGCGGCAGCGAGCAAAGGCUGAACGUCGCUUCUCCCCGCAUGACCACCGAGUGGCAACGCCAAGCGAAGCUCUCCACUCGGCCACAUCGUCUGAUGCCCUUCCGACUCGUCUCGUUGACCUCCUCUCCGCUCUGGCUUCGAACAAUGCUUCCGAGAGGGAAGUCGCCGCUGGCUCUCUUGCAUCUCUGGCUGCUUCUCUCGAUGCGUCAUCGCUCGAUGAUUCGGCGCCGACCACGUCGGCUGCCUCAUCGCUGCCGCAGCCCAAGCGCCGCAUCGGCUCGGGUGCUCUGGUCGAUGUCGAAGCUCAGGCUCUGUUCCGGAGCGAGGUCAUGGACGCUCUGCGGGUGCGCAUGUUUGAUAGCGUGCUGGCUGUCCGGGUCACGGUUGCUGGCGUCAUCCGCAACAUCGGCGUGAGCUCGCUCGAGGGUGCCGAGGCGCUGAUGGCCAACGACGGCGUUGCCUGCGUGGCCAUGAGCCUCAGCAAGGUCCGUGAGGAGCUGGAGGCCGGCGGGCGGUCGCAAGAUGAGGUGAUGCAGAUGUGGAUGAUGAUUGGUCACCUGGCGGCCAUUGCCCAGUGCAUGGCCGAGGCUACGCCCGAGGCCGCGGCUGCGCUCACCAACGCCGGCGGACUCGCCGAGUGCCUGGUCCCGCUACUGGCCCAAGCCGACGACGUGCCCGGGCAGGUUCUUGUGGAGGCUGCCAAGUGCAUCAUGACGCUUGCUGACGGCAACCCGUCGUUUGUGACGGCGCUCACUGCUGCUGCCGGCUCUGAGGAGGCGCUGCUGACCUCGCUCCGGCCGCUCCUCGCCGCCGACAACGCGUUGAUUGCGGUUCUCGGUGCCGGGGUCCUUCUGGCGCUGGUGAGUUCAUCACAGGCUGCGGGAGUGGUCCUCCCCGAGGUUGCGCCUAUUCUCCGAGCUGCGGUGGCGGGCGUCGAUCCGGCGGCGACCAUCGGCGACGAAAGCACCGACGGCGGUGCGUGGCACGAGGCGGUGGUGGCGUCGCGGAUGGCGCUUGAGAUGCUGACCAACGCGCUGGUGGUGGAGGUUGAGGAGAGCAGCGAUGCGGGCGCGGGCGUCGAUCCUGUGGUGGCGGCGGCAGUCGGGCCCGGAGCGGUGCUCUCGGACCUUGUUCUUCCGCGCAUGGCCGUCCUUCCGGACCAGGUCCACGCGCUCGGGCGGACGCUCGACUCGAUCGGUGAGCGAGUGCGGACGUACUACGGCCACCUUGUGCGGGUGGUCGGUCUCGCGACCAAUGCGUGGAUGGUGCUCGAGUCGGCCGAGGCUGCGGCUGCGCUAGUGCCGGUGUGGCAAGCCACGCUGCAGCUGCUGCGCACGGCCGAGGUCGGCGGUGCAGCCGGCGACGUGGUGGAGCCCGCGCUCACGCUUGCGUCGGCCAUCCUGCAGCGUGCGCGGCUCGACGACGGCUGCCCUACGCCGGACGCGUCGCCCGAGGUGUGGCAGAUGAUUGUACAGCUGGCAAGCACGGCGCCAAUGCGGCUGGUCCGGGUUAAGGCCACCGAGGUUGCGGCGCUACUGGGCGCGGCGAUGCGUGUGGGCGCGAGCGCCGACGGCGCCGACGCGCUCGUCGCCUUUAUCGCCAACCAGCUCGACGACGCCGAGAUCGGAGUGGUCCUCGAGGCCGCCGACGCUGUCUUUGAGCUCCUCGCGAGCUCGGCGGUCAACGCGGCGCUCGCCUCCUCGGGCCUUCUCGGCAAGCUCGGCAAGCUGGAGCAGACCCUCACCGCAGCUAUCGAGGACGGCAUGCGGACCGAGUCGUUGCCAGAGGACGUGCUGAUGCGGGCCGACGACGUGGUGACCAACCUCCCGCGGUUUGUCGUCUACAAGCAGCAGCAGAUGUCCAAGUAAGCAGCCACACACCCGACUUGCCGGUGCUGUCUGUUUACCUCUCCCUUCCCGCGCCGACGCGCCUAAAAGCCGUCGUACUGGGCGACGUCGACGGCGUCGCCGCCGAACCGGUACACGAUGCCGGCGAUAAAGAUGAAGAGCGACUGGA